Molecule: messenger RNA, 3736 nt
Organism: Crotalus tigris (Tiger rattlesnake)
Lineage: Eukaryota; Metazoa; Chordata; Lepidosauria; Squamata; Viperidae
Gene: IFNAR1
Product: interferon alpha and beta receptor subunit 1
Exons: 12
Coding region: 170-1807 (545 amino acids)
Molecular function (GO): protein binding
Source: RefSeq, a predicted model, not a curated record
GUGAAUACAGGGUUCCUUCCGAGGGUGCUGGCCGCAUCCUAGUGGUUGCAGCCCGUCCGGUCAUGUGACGUGACUGUUGGGGGGACGGCCACAAUAGCAGCCGGAGAUUAUCGGCGUUAGUCCAUGGCUACUCGUAUCGCUUCGGAACGGCGCUUAGCUGGAGCGAGGCAUGGAAGGGGCGAGGCUGUGGUUUGUGGUGGCAGCCGUGCUGAGAAUGGGGUCGAGGACUACGGGUUUAACAUGUCUGGAACACCCACAAAAUGUUGCCAUCAGCGUUAUUAAUUCAAAUAUUACACUGAAAUGGGAUUGGGAUAAUCCAUGUGGUCUCAAUGUAACAUUUUCAGUACAAUACCACAGAGAGUCUGAAAUCUGGGCAGCUAUUCCUCAGUGUCGGAAUAUAAUCGUCACAGAAUGUGAUCUCUCGUCAACAAUUCAAGAUUAUUUAGUACCAUAUAAUGUGUCUAUAAGAGUGAACACUCUGAAAAAUCACUCUCUCUAUGCCUUUUUAGAAUUUAUUGCUGAUACAGAAGCUCAAGUGGGUCCUCCAGGAGUUUGGUUUGAAUCAAUAUAUGGAGAUGUAAAAAUCAAUAUUUUACAUCCUGAGGCAGAUAAAAAAAAAAUGUGGAAACUAGAAAUAUUAAAAUAUCAGCUAACUAUCUGGAAAAAUGGAACCCAUUAUCAGGAAAAAACACAAUAUAUUUUUCCAGGUGAAAUCAUAGAUGAUCUUGAACCAGAAACUACUUAUUGUUUGAAAGUUAAAGCACUUGUGAAUCAGCACAUUUCUAUUUACAGUCCCACGCACUGUAUACAGACUUCUAAAGUUUGGAUUGGUCUACCUCGUCCUGAAAAUUUUCAGAUUCAUAGUUUGAAUAUGAACCAUUUCUUAUCUUGGGAUAAUCUGUAUGAUGGAAAUGUGAGCUUCAUAGUACAGCUGGUUCCUGGAUACAUAGCCCAUCAUUCUCCUGAUAUUUCAAAGGACUGGGAAAAUGUAUCUGAAUGUGAAAAUAUCCAAAGUACAUUUUGUGAUCUUUCAUCUUCCAUUGGCUCCAGUGGAAUUUACUAUCUCCGUGUGCAGGCAGCAGAUAGUCGUAACAAGUCACCUUGGUCUAAAACCUUAAAAUUUGAACCUAGAGAACAAAAUAAAAUGGGCCCACCAACUGUCUCAGUCAAUGCCACUGAGGAUUCAAUAAAUGUCUUCAUCGCUUCUCCUGGAGAGUCUGAAAACAAACCAAUGAGUGAUCCGUAUAAAUUGACUUACAACGUUUGGUACUGGACUUCAUCUAUCAAGAAAGAACUCAGACAUAAACCAUCACAGUUUAUAAUCUCAGAUCUGAGCUCCUCAACAUUAUAUUGCUUAAAAGUGCAAGCAUUUGCUAAAAUAUUUAGUAAAACUAGUGCUUUUAGCAAUGUAACUUGCAUUAAAACAGCCAAAGGAAAAUCUUCAGAUCCCAUCCUCCCAAUUUCUCUUGCCAUGACUUUUAUAAUACUUUUCAUCGGUGCUAUGUAUUAUGCUUGGAGAAAAAUAAAAUAUGCAUUCUUCCCUAAAUGUAAACCUCCAAUGAACAUAGAGGGCAUUGGAGAAAGAGAUUUGAACAGAUUUUAUUUGCCAAUUGCAGAAGAGCAAACAGACAAAUGUAUGGUCAUAAAUUCCAAUAUUGCUCCUCCAAGUAAAGUUAGCCUGGAUGAGUUCAAAUUUGACAAAGAGUUGGAACAGAUCAGUCAAGACUCAGGAAACUAUUUUAUUGAUGACCUUAUCAUGUCUGGAGAUAACGAAUCCCAUCAAUCCUCAGAACUAAAAGCAGUAUAACAAGAUAAUAUAAGCAGGAAACAAGAUGAGGAAAGCAGCAUAAUGUGGAAAGCUUGCUUAUUAUAGAAAUAAUCUGUAUCACUACAGAGAACAAAGAUCUGGGCCCAAAAGUGGGCCACAAGCUGCCUCCACUGACACUGAUUUUGAGCUUCGUGGACUGCUGCUGGAAGAACUACUUACCACAAGUGAAGGAGCAAAUUUAUUUUUUCUUCUUAAAAUGUUAUAGGAAAAAAAAUUACUGGUAUGACUGGUGCUGAAUUCACAUUCCUCUGUUUGUGUAUACAUACAAAAAACACAUUUCAUACUUACAGUAUUAACUGCAUUGGAUUCUAAGGCAGGGGUCUCCAAUCCCCGGUCCAUGGACCAGUACCGGACUGUGGAAUGCCAGCAACCGGUCCGCAUAAACAAGCAAAGCCCCAUCCUUGGGAUGCAGGCAGCACACAAAACCAUGCAACCUCCGGUUCGAGGAAAAACCUCUCUCCACAGAACCAGUCCCUGGUGCCCAAAAGGUUGGGGACCUCUGUUCUAAGGAACUAAUAAUAGACUGAGCCAGUCUAUAUGAGUUUUCAGAAGUAUUUGGAAGGAAGGAAGGAAGGAAGGAAGGAAGGAAGGAAGGAAGGAAGGAAGGAAGGAAGGGUAUCUGUGUGUACCAAAUAAAUAUAUGUAGUUGUUAUGCUUUCCUUGUGACGUAUGAUCACAAUACUGAUACUUUCUUUGUUCAUCAUUCAUUAUUAAUGCAUUCUUAAGCAAGAUGUUAGCUUUCCUACCGGACUCUUGAAGAAAAAGGAAGACACAAAGGCACCUUGGUUCAAUCAGCUCCGGUUUACUUUGAGAUAAAGCAAUGACUCAACACAGACCUCUAGAUAGCAGGCUCUGUGCUAUACAAAGUUUGCGCUGGGAGCAAUCGCCUCCCAGCACUGCUUAAAUAUACUUGUGCUGAUGCUACCCCACCCUCCACCUAAUUAGUUAUUAGCCACACCCCUGCCACACCCUUGCCCAACAAACCACAACCCCACCCAGCCAUCAUCUCCCAACCCCACCCUCUUGUCUCCCAACCAGCACCCGGCAGCAAUCAGGGAAAGCAGCUACUACAUCUGUGGCUUUUCUGGGACGCCCUGCCCCAGCCAUGCAUUCUUUGGGCUACUGCCCAUCAGCUGUUCACCGGCUUGCUGCUUGUCAGCUGUUUGGCGACUCAAACAGUCUACGUAGGUGCGGCAGCCUAUCUGCGCAUGCGCAGCAUCUCAUGCUUUCUGGAACCGCCCAUCAGGUGUUUCAGCAGCCAGAACACCCACCGGAGAAUCCGCGGUUUGUGCUUUCUUUCCAGGACGAAGAUCAUCUACCAGCAGAGAUUUCAAACAACUGUCAACUUGGCCAACCCAGGCUGUUCCAGCAAGUUCAGCCCAAGAGCUGAAUGGAAGACGCUGAAAGAACUCUUUAAGAACUCCAGAAUUUCAUCCUGUGACCAAAGGCAGCUCUUAUCACUAUUGGUGACAAAAUGGCAGCCCACAAUUAGAAAAACUGUACAAAUUAGACCUACGGACAGAACUUUUGCUAGCUAUAAAGAACAUCAGGGCAAGACUAAAGUUUGCUCAUAAACACCUUGGGCUUCUGGAGCAUAGUGCUGUUGAUGGUAGAUAGUUAUUAAGUCACAAUACCAGAAGACGUGUUUUGAGAAAAUCAAAGACAGCAUUUCACCAAAAGAAACCGAUGCCAACUGUAAAGCAUGGUGCAAAAAUGUUAUGGUUUGGAACUGCUUUGCUGUGUCAGAGUCUGGGCAGCUCACCAUCAUAGAAUCUAUAAUGAAUUCUUCAACAUACCAAGGAUGCUUGAGGAUAAUGUGAGGCGAUUGAAACUCAACUGAAAGUGGACUUUGCAACAUGACAAUGACUCUAAACAUUUUAGCAAAUCUACCAAUGAAUGGCUGAAAAA